GUUUGUUUGCUCAACAACAUCAUAGUUGUCGCUUCACUCACACGCUCAACAGAGUAGUUAUAACCGAACUGAAAUCCACUCUGAAGGAAGCUAAGUAGUUAUCAGUCUAGAGUUAUCCAACACCCGGUGAUCAUCGUUUACAGUUGUUGACUGUCUAUUAAAAUAGAUGCAUGUCUCGAAGUUAUGGAAAUAUGCCUAACUUUUAACAAGCAAGCAGGACUGCAUUACAUGUUUAGUUGUGCAUGCACUCAGUUUGCAAUGAACACACCUGGUCACUUCAUUACACAAUCUGCUUAGUGCUUACUCUGCAAAGUUUGUAAUAACCCCUGUAGAUCUGGCAGUAGCAUGGUGUGUUUGGGACCAUGGGACGCCCUGGAACAGUUGAGCAGUGAGGUCCCAUUGAUGGCAUCCCCCUACUCGUGUUACAUUACAUUCCACCAGACGCCCCAUAUACUGGGGGCCUUCUGGGGUGCACAUGCUCUGAGCUUACCCAACGUUCUCCACUCUCAGAAUAGUUCUAGGUCUGCCUUGUUUGUUGACUGGACGCCCAAAGCUUGUUUGCUUGUCUGUCUACUGCUGUCUGUUUGUUGACUUGUAUCUCAUCAUCAUACGAACAUAAGCUGAAGUCUUCGCAGAGGGACAAGGUCCGGCAGUUCAUGUCCUUCACGCAGGCUGGGGAGAAGACUGCUGCUUACUGCCUGACCCAGAAUGACUGGAAACUAGAGGUGGCCACAGACAACUAUUUCCAGAACCCAGACCUCUACUACAAGGAAUCAAUGAAAACCCCCGUGGAGAAGAAGAAGCUGGAACAGCUCUACAACCGCUACAAAGAUCCCCAGGAUGAGAAUAAGAUAGGCAUCGAUGGCAUCCAGCAGUUCUGCGAUGACCUCACCCUGGACCCGGCCAGCAUCAGCGUCUUGGUGGUGGCGUGGAAGUUCCGGGCCGCCACCCAGUGCGAGUUCAGCAAGAAGGAGUUCCUGGAUGGCAUGUCCGAACUGGGGUGCGACAGCCCAGAGAAGUUGAAGGCUCUUCUUCCCAGAUUAGAACAGGAGCUGAAAGACAGUGGCAAGUUCAAGGACUUCUACCAGUUCACAUUCAACUUCGCCAAGAACCCUGGACAGAAGGGUUUAGAUCUAGAGAUGGCUGUGGCCUACUGGAACCUGGUACUGACAGGCCGCUUUAAGUUCCUGGACCUCUGGAACAGGUUCUUAUUGGAACACCACAAACGGUCGAUUCCCAAAGACACAUGGAACCUACUCUUGGAUUUUGGCAACAUAAUCGCAGACGACAUGUCAAAUUACGACGAGGAGGGGGCGUGGCCAGUUCUCAUAGACGAUUUUGUGGAAUUCGCCCGGCCGAUCGUAACAGGAUCCAAACGCAAAACCCACUACUAACAACCCAGCUAUUGAAAAAGGGGCAGAACUUUGGUUCCUCUUCAUUGACUUUGUAGGAUAAAAAAUAAAAAUAAACUUUUUAAGAGGAAACAGAGAAACACUUGAAUCCGUGAUACUGCACAACUAUCAGGUAACCAACCUAUGAGGGAAGAGUGAGAGGAAAACACAGGAAGCAAGGCUUUAUUUCUAUCCUUGUUUGAUGGGAGUCGCCACGUGCACAUUGCCAGCUGGCAGUACAUGUCCCAGCCUGAGGGCCAGCCGGGAAGAGGCCUUGGGGAUAUCAGUGUUCCAGGCAACGCUCCCUUUGGAAUCUCAGUAUUCCGGAGAAAAGGAGAGAUGCCUCCCCUGGCACAGUCUCGCUCUCUCUCGCAGCUCUGAGAAUUCGGAUUUACAAGUGUCAAAAAAUGUGUGUGUUUGGGGUUGAUCCUUGUUAGUUAGCUUUGUGUGGCACGCAGGGCUCUGAGGGUACUGUUCAGAACAGGCCUUGUUUCUAACACAAACACUUUGGGACAGACCAAGCGGCUUGCAACGUUUGCUCACAACACCAGCGUCAACAAAACUGUUAGUUAUAUACUGUAUAUAUUAUACUGUCUUUCAAAACAGUAUGUACAGAGAAUAAUAUAAAUAAGUUACAUUUAUGAAUAUAAGAGAUUCAUCUUUUUGUGUAAAAAAAAAAAGAUCUGGUAUAUGAUGCCUCAAUAACAUUUGAUAGAAUUUUAGGUCUGGUGUGUACCAAGUCAUCAUUUUAUUUGAAUAUUUGGGUUCGAAAAAUGGCAACAUUCUGUGUUUUAGAAUCUUCUUUUGGUUCACUAUGUUAUAUUUGUUUUAAACAAAUACAUUUCAGCCAUUUUAAGUAAAUGGACCAUGCCUCUAAAUGUUUGUCCCAUUCGACAUGUGUAUAUUAGGGAAAGGCUGUUCAUUCUGGCCCGCAAAGACUGAAAUACUGUUCUCUUCCUAGUUGUUUUGGCGGUUUGGAUAAAACAAAUGUAAUGCAGUGUCUGCAGGCCAAUUAAUGACACUCAUUUGUCAAUUAAGUGUAGGCACAAAACACGAGCAUGACUGUGGACCGCAAUGACUGUGAAUUGUGCGCUUCUGCAUUACGUCAUUUCAACACCCCAAAAACAGAACCACCAAGCAGUCACUGGGGGGCACUGUUUGUCAUGCAUGUGUGUGCAAGAGGGAGCGCGUUGGACAGUGCUUACUUGUGUUGAAAAGGACCCUGCUGCCCAUCCAUUUUGGUAUUAAUGCAUUUGUGACACGCAUUACUUACACUUUGUUAUUCACUAAUCACACAGGUAUUGUUAGUUUGGAAAGGAAUAUUGAAUAAAGCAUGUUUUUAUCAGAAAUUAA
Salvelinus sp. IW2-2015 is the source of this 2744-nucleotide messenger RNA. It is a transcript of the gene dcun1d2a, whose product is annotated as DCN1, defective in cullin neddylation 1, domain containing 2a. Gene Ontology annotation, molecular function: ubiquitin conjugating enzyme binding; cullin family protein binding; ubiquitin-like protein binding. The transcript is spliced from 7 exons. The record is from RefSeq and is a predicted model, not a curated record. NCBI's taxonomy places the organism in Eukaryota, Metazoa, Chordata, Actinopteri, Salmoniformes, Salmonidae. Gene Ontology annotation, cellular component: ubiquitin ligase complex. Bases 657 to 1394 code for a protein of 245 amino acids. Gene Ontology annotation, biological process: protein neddylation.